Peronospora matthiolae is the source of this 2517-nucleotide messenger RNA. NCBI's taxonomy places the organism in Eukaryota, Oomycota, Peronosporomycetes, Peronosporales, Peronosporaceae. The record is from the annotation of a GenBank genome assembly.
AUGGAUCUACUGAAUGCUAUUGAAGAGCUAGAGCAGCCAACACAUACUUGCUCCAGUACAAAAACCAUUGAGCACAAGCAUGACUUCAUUGAGCGCCAAGUGCUGUGUGUACAAGAGAAGUUGCGCGAAUUAUGGCUCCGGAAGCGUGGCGGGCGUGUUCAAAUUGCCCCGUGUAUCCCGUUUUAUUGGGUAUUUUCUAAUGUCGUACGACUGAUUGAAGAGUAUCCGGAUGGUCUUACUCAAGCAGUGGUGCUGACGGAGAUGUCGACAUUAUUGGAGCACAAAGUGGCUCGAGAUACUGAUCAAGAGGCAAGUGUGCUACGCAAAAAGAGGAAAUUUCGAGAUACCAAAGACUUGGAAGAUUUCUUUGCAGAAAACGAGCAGGAAGCUAUGCAGGCCAACGUCUUAAGCUAUGGAAACCAUCGACUGACACUCGAAAUGACUGACGGUUAUGAUGCGGUAAUUCACAUGUACUUACAUCAGAGAUUCCGCUUCUGUAUCGACUUUUUGCACGAUAAGCUGCAAAACGAACCCAGUUGUGUGCCGACAUUUCCUUUCCAGGCCGGUCGUAAGGUUGCGUUUACAAAUGUGAAAGCCUUAGAGAGAAAAGAUGUAGAUGGGAGAGCAAUGGAGCAAGAAAGUGAUCAGGCCGAGCUUGCGCUGCUCCCGACUUCAUUUCUGAGUGUACGACUGGAGGACAGAUUUGUGCUUGACCGGAAGUUGCUGGCAGAUGCGAUUUCGUUGGCCCAGGUAGAUCAGCUGGUCAACGGUGUUCAAGACGAGACUGCAAUUCAGCAGUUGAUGGUCAAGGUAAGAGUGCUUGACAUUGGUGCGAUUCGGCCGUGUCAAACGCCCCUGUAUGUUCAACGACAAGUAAUUCUACUGGGAGAGGUUGAGGAGACCGAUUGUCGGCUUCUCGGUGGAUCCACACCAAAUACCCAGCGAUUGGCGCAAGGCUUACAUCUGAUGGUUCUCUGGGACGAGCAAGUUGUGCUGAGUCGCCUGUUUCGCGUCAACGACAUUCUCGCAAUCGUUCAUCCGUUCGUGCAUUUGUGUGUGCAGCGCCAUGCAGAGAUUGUACACAUCCUGAACGAGUAUUUGUCUCAACAACAGUUGACAUACUUCUUUGAGUAUGGCAGUGCGACGACGCUAUUUUGCAAGCCAUGUCAAGUCGCCACAUUGAAAAAAGCACCUGCGACAGCUAUUCAGCUCCACGGACAAGGCGAAGUGGAGCGCCCUCUUUUGAAUCUCGACGAUGUAAAGCCGGGAUGGUACAACUUCUCGUUGUAUGCUCAUGUACGAAGCAUCAACGUUUCACACGGAAUCCCGCUACUUGCAGCAUUCUUUCACGCAUACUACGACGACAAAACGAACCGUUCGACGGCUGGCAACGCUAAUGUGCAAUCUCCGCUACCAUUUGAUCGCACGAUCAUGUCAAAGUAUCACCUGGUCGUGCUACUGCAAGUCUGUGUUGCUUCAUCCGAGCGGCAGCUGACGAUCGAGGUGACGGGUGAGAACGCGUUGGUCGCGUUACGUCUGCAUCCUGGACACAGCGUAUUUAUCGAUGGCCUUGUGACGAUGGAUUUGCGGUCACACAAAGUUCGCCGCUUUCGAAACGCGGAAGCUAUGGCACUCGCUUCAACGGCAUCAAAAGCUCAAGCUGCAUUUGCUUUCUCGACGACAGCGUACAACAUGCCGCCUUCUGGCGUUAUAGCGCUGUGCUCCGACUGGAAAAUCAUCUUUGGAAACCAAUCGCUCUUUAGCAACAACUGCAAGCUCAAGGUCCUGAAUACAACUCUGGGUCUCAUGAACACUACACUCGACCGUUCAUCGCUUGCAUCCCCUUUCGACGUCAUGACAAGACACGCGCUAGCGAUGGUCGUAAUGACCGUGGUAGGCGCUGGCUGGCUCAUUCCAAGUGACAACAAUCGUGAAACCGAGCAACUGUUUACGAUCGACUCAACGUGCGAGCUAGAACACUCCACCACUUGUGCGCACAAGAAUUGUUUUCGACCAGUAGAGAUGAUGACUCGGACGCAACAUCCUGCUACCAGUCCACUAAAAUGGCAAUGCCAGUUCUGCCACGAGCUACUUUCGGGGCCUCAAGACACCGUACCGAUGUUUUGUGAAAUGGCAGUCAUCCUCGAGAUUGGUCAGUCAAGCACAUCUCCAACUGUCGUCCUAUGUCAAGGUCCUACCGUCGAGAUUUUGCUCGGUAUAAGUGCUGAAGACUAUCGUCAACUCCCGCUUGCUCAACAGCACAAACGCGUCGAACAUGUGCUUCAUACGUCACUUCGACUCAUGAUUUCCCGAUGUGAACCUCGUCGCGUGUCCGUAUCCUCAUCGUCGUCGACUCGUUUCCAGCACCAGGUUCAACUCGAUUCGACAAUGACUGCAACAGCUACAACACCAAGGACUUUUGAGCGAACCAUUAACUUUCGCAUGGAUAUGGUCCAGCCCAUUGACACACUUGCAGCUACGCACGACUAUCUCACGCCCCUGCACGAAACAAUGUAG